Messenger RNA from Melitaea cinxia (Glanville fritillary), 2778 nucleotides. RefSeq names its product dynamin (gene shi). Lineage: Eukaryota; Metazoa; Arthropoda; Insecta; Lepidoptera; Nymphalidae. Bases 1 to 2658 code for a protein of 885 amino acids. The transcript has 16 exons. The record is from RefSeq and is a predicted model, not a curated record. Gene Ontology annotation, cellular component: synapse; cytoplasm; microtubule. Gene Ontology annotation, biological process: receptor-mediated endocytosis. Gene Ontology annotation, molecular function: GTPase activity; GTP binding; microtubule binding.
AUGGCCGGGAAUCUGGGGAUGGAGCAAUUGAUUCCAAUUGUUAAUAAGCUUCAAGAUGCUUUUACACAAUUGGGUGUGCAUAUGCAACUGGAUCUACCACAGAUAGCCGUUGUAGGUGGACAAUCAGCCGGAAAGAGUUCAGUAUUAGAAAAUUUUGUGGGCAGAGAUUUUUUGCCUCGUGGAUCAGGCAUUGUCACGAGACGACCUUUGAUUUUACAACUUAUACAUGGAAAUGCAGAAUAUGCCGAAUUCCUUCAUUGCAAGGGUAAAAAGUUUACGGAUUUCAAUGAAGUGCGUGCGGAAAUCGAAUCGGAGACGGAUCGCAUUACAGGCUCGAACAAGGGCAUCUCACCCGUGCCUAUCAACUUGCGCGUCUACUCGCCUAAUGUACUCAACCUUACGUUGAUCGACUUGCCGGGUCUAACGAAGGUCCCUAUCGGCGACCAACCGCCCGACAUCGAGCAGCAGAUCAAGGCGAUGAUAUUCCAGUUCAUACGUCGCGAAUCAUGCCUCAUUCUCGCCGUCACGCCCGCGAACACCGACUUGGCGAACAGCGACGCCUUGAAACUUGCCAAAGAAGUAGACCCUCAAGGUUUACGUACAAUCGGUGUAAUCACAAAGUUGGAUCUCAUGGACGAGGGAACGGACGCUCGCGAUGUCCUCGAGAACAAACUAUUACCUCUCCGUCGCGGGUACAUCGGCGUAGUAAACCGCUCACAGAAGGACAUAGAUGGAAGGAAGGAUAUAUCAGCCGCGCUCGCCGCCGAGAGGAAAUUCUUCCUAAGCCACCCGUCGUACCGCCACAUCGCGGACCGGCUGGGCACGCCGUACCUGCAGCGCGUGCUCAACCAGCAGCUCACCAACCACAUCCGCGACACGCUGCCCGGCCUGCGCGACAAGCUCCAGAAGCAACUGCUCGCGCUCGAGAAGGACGUCGAGCAGUACAAGCACUUCCGACCCGACGACCCCUCCAUCAAGACCAAGGCUAUGUUGCAAAUGAUACAGCAGCUACAAACAGAUUUUGAGAGGACGAUCGAAGGGUCGGGAUCUGCACAGAUUAACACGAACGAGUUGUCGGGAGGUGCAAAAAUAAACAGGUUGUUCCACGAAAGAUUCCCAUUCGAAAUUGUCAAAAUGGAAUUCGAUGAGAAAGAACUACGUCGCGAGAUUGCAUUCGCUAUUCGAAAUAUUCACGGUAUCAGAGUGGGUCUCUUCACUCCGGAUAUGGCGUUCGAGGCGAUAGUAAAGAAACAAAUCGCUCGGCUAAAGGAGCCCAGUCUCAAGUGCGUCGACUUGGUUGUUCAGGAGCUGUCAAAUGUUGUCCGCGUUUGUACAGAGAGGAUGUCGCGCUACCCGCGCCUGCGCGAGGAGACGGAGCGCAUCAUCAUGGCGCACGUGCGCUCGCGCGAGCAGCAGUGCAAGGAGCAGCUCGUGCUGCUCAUCGAGUGCGAGCUGGCCUACAUGAACACCAACCACGAGGACUUCAUCGGCUUCGCCAACGCACAGAACCAAUCAGAAAAUGCAGCUAAAUCCGGGCACCGAGCUCUCGGAAACCAAGUCAUUAGGAAAGGAUACAUGUGCAUACACAACCUGGGCAUCAUGAAAGGCGGCUCGCGCGACUACUGGUUCGUGCUGACGUCGGAGAGCAUCUCGUGGUUCAAGGACGAGGAGGAGCGCGAGAAGAAGUACAUGCUGCCGCUCGACGGGCUCAAGCUGCGCGACCUCGAGCAGGGCUUCAUGUCGCGCCGCCACAUGUUCGCGCUCUUCAACCCCGAGGGCCGCAACGUCUACAAGGAUUACAAACAGUUGGAGUUGUCGUGUGAAAAUCAGGACGACGUUGACUCAUGGAAAGCUUCCUUCUUAAGAGCCGGUGUCUACCCGGAAAAGACAUCUGAAGCAGCUAAUGGAGAUGAGAACUCGGAUACAUCGGGCACGAGCAGCAUGGACCCUCAGCUGGAGCGUCAGGUGGAGACGAUCCGUAAUCUUGUUGAUUCCUACAUGCGAAUCGUGACGAAGACGACGCGUGACCUCGUACCUAAGACCAUCAUGAUGAUGAUCAUCAACAACGCCAAAGAUUUCAUCAACGGGGAACUGCUGGCGCAUCUCUACGCGUCCGGCGAUCAGUCUCAAAUGAUGGAGGAGUCGCCGGAGGAGGCGCUGAAGCGCGAGGAGAUGCUGCGCAUGUACCACGCGUGCAAGGAGGCGCUGCGGAUCAUCGGCGACGUGUCCAUGGCCACGGUGAGCACGCCCGUGCCGCCGCCCGUCAAGAACGACUGGCUGGAGAGCCGCCUCGACUCCAACCCGCGCCUGUCGCCGCCCUCGCCCGGCGGCCCGCGCCGCGCCGCGCCCGCGCAGCAAGGGUCGCUGGGCCAGCGCGGCGCGCCGCCGCUGCCGGCCGGCGCGGGGCGGCCGGCGCCGCCGCUGCCGUCGCGGCCGGGCGGCGCCGCGCCCCCGCCGCCCGCCGCGCGCCCCGCGCCCGCGCAGGGCCUGCCCGCGCCGCUCAUCCCCACCCGGCCGGGCCCCGCGGCGUCGGCGGCGGCGGGCGCGCUGGGCCAGCUGCCGCCGCACGUGCGCCAGCAGCUCCACCAGGCGGUGGGCCAGGCCGUCACCAACGCCGCCGUCAACGAGCUCAGCUCCGCCUUCGCCAGAUUCAAGUAAACAGACCACGCUUGUCUGACGUGUGACGUCACGACCCGACUCGGUUCGCUUGCGCGAUGGUUCCGUCGUCACGUCCGUUUGCUCUGUAUUGUGACGUCACGACCCGAAUUCUGCUUCCGC